Molecule: messenger RNA, 552 nt
Organism: Spodoptera littoralis (African cotton leafworm)
Lineage: Eukaryota; Metazoa; Arthropoda; Insecta; Lepidoptera; Noctuidae
Source: the annotation of a GenBank genome assembly
AUGCUGCUAAUCAAAGUCAUGAGCUGUCUCUUGCCGUUAGCUAUGGGGCUAAGAAUACAACGGUCAUCCGGAACAUUAGUUGAUUUCACUGAUCCCAAAGUUCAAGGUCAUCUGGAUGCUCUGGUUCGAAUGGCACAGUCCUGCGUCAUCAAAGUUCGAGCAACUCCUAAGGAUGUGAGAGCAUACUUCACCAACUCCUCACCAGUCUCCAGAUCUGGGCAAUGCUUUGCUGCCUGCAUGUUGGAACAGAGUGACGUCAUCAAUCAUGGGAAGGUAAACAGAGAACUGCUAGUCCACCUCGCCAGUUUGGUCAACGGCAAGAACUCCCGCGUGGUUCGCAAACUAAACACUGUCUCCCGACUUUGCCUGGACAGCAUUGAUGGCAUGUCUGAUAGAUGUCAGCUGGCUUCCACAUACAACGACUGCCUUAAUGAGAACAUGAUUGAAUUCGCCUUCCCCCUGGAUAUAGCUGAGGAAGCUGUAAGGAAGAUGCCUUUCCAUCUCAUACAACCGAAAUUGCCUAACAUCAGUAUCAAUUCAAGACGUUCAUGA